AUGGAGGGCCUGGGUCUGAAGCCAGAGCUCCUGGAGAUGCUUUGCCCAGGGUCUGGCUUGGACGCUGAGGGCCCGUUGGUGGCCCGGCCUGGCGGAGCCCCAGCACUGGGCUCUGGCAGACAGUCUAGGGAGACGGACGAGCAGAAGCCCUUGUUGGCCCUGCCCAGGCACACGUCCCGCUGGAUCUCUGCCCCCACCCACUCAGCCUCGGCCCCCUGUCCCUGCCCAGAUGUGGACGAGUGCCAGGUGCACAGUGGCGGCUGCCAUCACAAGUGUGUGAACACGCCAGGCUCUUACCUCUGCGAGUGCAAACCCGGCUUCCGGCUCCACGUGGACGGCAGGACCUGCCUAGCCAUAAACUCCUGCGCCGUGGGCAACGGCGGCUGCCAGCAUGACUGUGUCCAGCUCACGGCGACCCAGCACCGCUGCCAGUGCUGGCCUGAGUUCCAGCUCCAGGAGGACGGCAAGCGCUGUGUCCGGAGACACCCGUGCGCGGACCGCAACGGCGGCUGCAUGCACACGUGCCAGGCACUCCGGGGCCUCGCGCACUGCGAGUGCCACGCGGGCUACCAGCUGGCGGCGGACCGCAAGGCCUGCGAAGAUGUGGAUGAGUGUGCCACAGGGCUGGCCCAGUGUGCCCACAGCUGCCUCAACACUCGCGGGUCCUUCAAGUGUGUGUGCCACACAGGCUAUGAACUGGGAGCUGACGGCCGGCAGUGCUACAGGAUCGAAAUGGAGAUUGUGAACAGCUGUGAGGCCAACAACGGCGGCUGCUCCCACGGCUGCAGCCACAGCAGUACGGGGCCCCUGUGCAGCUGCCCCCGUGGCUACGAGCUGGAUGAGGACCAGAAGACGUGCGUUGACACCGACGACUGUGCCGAUGCGCCGUGCUGCCAGCAGGCUUGCAGUGACAGCCCUGGCGGGUACGAGUGCAGCUGCUACGCCGGCUACCGACUCAGCGCCGACGGCUGCGGGUGUGAAGACGUGGACGAAUGCGCGUCCGGCCGCGGUGGCUGUGAGCACCACUGUGCCAACCUGGCCGGCUCCUUUCGCUGCUCGUGUGAGGCCGGCUUCCAGCUGGAUGAGGACCGCAGGGGCUGCAUCCCCCUGGACACGGCCGAGCUGGACCUGGACGGCCCGCUCCCCCACGUCACAGUGCUGCGGGACGAGCUGCCCCCCACCUUCCAGGACGACUCCGCCGGGGCCGAGGAGGCGGUGGAGGCCCGUGGCGAGCACACGCUGGCCGAGAAGUUCGUCUGCCUGGAUGACUCCUUCGGCCCAGACUGCAGCUUGACCUGUGAUGACUGCAGCAACGGAGGGGCCUGCCUCCCGGGCCUGGACGGCUGCCACUGCCCCGAGGGCUGGACCGGCCUCGUCUGCAACGAGAGUGAGCUCCACCCUCCGCACACCUUCGGGAAGAACUGCAGCUCCUCCUGCAGCUGUCAGAAUGGUGGCACUUGCGACCCCGUGACGGGGACCUGCCGCUGCCCUCCGGGUGUCGGCGGGGCCCACUGCGAGGACGGCUGCCCCAAGGGUUUCUACGGCAAGCAUUGCCGCAAGAAGUGCCACUGCGCCAACCGGGGCCGCUGCCACCGCGUCUACGGGGCCUGCCUCUGCGACCCGGGGCUCUACGGCCGCUUCUGCCACCUGGCCUGCCCGCCGUGGGCCUUCGGGCCUGGCUGCUCGGAGGAGUGCCGGUGCGAGCAGCGGAACACGCAGGCGUGUGACAGGAGGGAUGGCAGCUGUUCCUGCAAGGCGGGCUUCCGGGGGGAGCGAUGCCAGGACACCUGUGAGCCCGGCUUCUUCGGGCCGGGGUGCCGGCAGGCGUGCGCCUGUCCUCCGGGCUCGGCCUGUGACCCCGUCAGUGGCGAGUGUGGGAAGCAGUGUCCUGCCGGCUACCGGGGAAGACACUGUGACCAAGAGUGCCUGGCAGGGACGUUUGGUGUGAACUGCUCAGGCUCCUGCUCCUGUGGGGGUGCCUCUUGUGACAGGGUCACCGGGCGGUGCCUGUGCCCGCCUGGGCGAACCGGGGACGACUGUGGGACAGAUUGUCCAGAGGGCCGCUGGGGGCUCGGCUGCCAGGAGAUCUGCCCAGCGUGUGAGCAUGGUGCUGACUGUGAGCCCGAGACGGGAGCCUGCCGGUGCCGCCCCGGCUAUGCCGGCAGCCGCUGCCAGCACGAGUGCCCCGCGGGCUGGUUCGGGCCUGGCUGCCACACGAGGUGCUCCUGCGCCAACGACGGGCACUGCCACCCGGUGACCGGACGCUGCAGCUGUGCCCCUGGGUGGACCGGCCUCAGCUGCCAGAGAGCCUGUGACAGUGGGCGCUGGGGACCUGACUGCAGCCGCACCUGCAACUGCAGCGCAGGCCACGGGAGCUGCGACGCCGUCAGCGGCCUGUGCGCGUGUGAGGCCGGCUACGCGGGCCCGCAGUGCGAGCAGCGCUGUCCCCAGGGCCACUUUGGGCCGGGCUGUGGGCGGCGGUGCCAGUGUGAGCACGGGGCGGCCUGUGACCAUGUCAGCGGAGCCUGCACCUGCCCGGCCGGCUGGAGGGGGACCUUCUGUGAGCAUGCCUGCCCGGCCGGCUUCUUUGGACUGGACUGCCGCAGUGCCUGUGACUGUGCCCCCGGGGUGGCCUGUGACGCCGUGAGCGGUGCCUGCCUGUGUCCUGCCGGCCGCCGCGGCCCCCGCUGUGCCGAGGCCUGCCCAGCCCUCACCUAUGGGCACAACUGCAGCCAGGCCUGCACCUGCUUCCAUGGGGCCUCCUGUGACCCGGUCCUUGGACAGUGUCGCUGCGGCCCUGGCUGGACAGGCCCCAGCUGCCUGCAGGCCUGCCCCGAGGGCCUGCACGGCGAGAACUGCCAGCUUUCCUGCAUCUGCCAGCACGGGGGCACCUGCGACCCUGUCUCGGGCCGCUGCACCUGCCCAGAGGGCUGGACCGGCCUGGCCUGUGAGAAGGAGUGCCUCCCGGGGCACUUUGGAGCUGGCUGCCAGCACAGCUGCAGAUGCCUCCACGGCGGCCUCUGUGACCGGCACACAGGCCGCUGCCUCUGCCCAGCCGGCUGGACCGGGGACAAGUGUCAGAGCCCCUGCCCUGAGGGCACCUUCGGGGACCACUGUGAGGGGCGCUGUGCCUGCCGGCGAGGAGCCACCUGCCACCCUGUCACCGGAGCCUGCCUCUGCCCCCCAGGAUGGAGGGGUUCGCGGUGUGACAGUGCCUGCCCGCACAGCUGGUUCGGAGAGGCCUGUGCCCAGCGCUGCCAGUGCCCACCAGGUGCCGCCUGUCACCACGUCACUGGGGACUGUCGCUGUCUGCCAGGCUUCACCGGGCCUGGCUGUGAGCAGGCCUGCCCGCCCGGCACCUUCGGGGAGAGCUGCGGGCAGAAAUGCCGAUGCGCCGGCGGGAACCAGGCCUGCCACCCUGCCUCAGGCGCCUGCACGUGCGCUGCCGGCUACCAUGGCCCCGGCUGCCAGCAACGGUGCCCGCCGGGGCGCUUUGGGCUUGGUUGUGAGCAGCCGUGCCGAUGUCUCAACGGGGCCUCCUGUGAUGCUGCCACCGGAGCCUGCCACUGCCCCGCGGGGUUCCUGGGGCCCGACUGCAGCCUCACCUGUCCGCAGGGCCGCUUUGGCCCCAGCUGUGCCCACGUGUGCAGCUGUGGGCAGGGGGCAGCCUGUGACCCCGGAACCGGCACAUGCACCUGUCCCCCGGGGAGGACCGGCGUCCACUGCGAGCACGGCUGUCCUCGGAACCGGUUCGGCGUGAGCUGUGAGCACACGUGCUCCUGCAGGAACGGAGGCCUGUGCCACGCGGCCAACGGCAGCUGCUCCUGCGGCCUGGGCUGGACCGGGCUGCACUGUGAGCUGUCCUGCCCUGCCGGGCGCUACGGUGCUGCCUGCAGCCUGGACUGCGCCUGCCACCACCGCGGCCCCUGCGACCCCGCCACGGGCGCCUGCCGCUGUGGCCCCGGCUUCUACGGCCAGGCCUGCGAGCACUCCUGUCCCCCGGGCUUCCACGGGGCUGGCUGCCAGGGGGUGUGUGAGUGUCAGCACGGAGCCCCCUGCCACCCCGUCAGCGGCCAGUGUCUCUGCCCCGCUGGCUUCCACGGCCAGUUCUGCGAGAGGGGCUGUGAGCCCGGCUCCUUCGGAGAUGGCUGCCGUCAGCGGUGUGACUGCGAGGGUGGGGUGCCCUGUGACCCCAUCACUGGCCACUGCCUCUGCCCCCCGGGACGUACGGGGGCCACUUGUGAGCUCGACUGCACAGGGGGCUUCUUCGGGCCUGGCUGUGUCCUGCGCUGUGACUGCGCGGGUGGGGCUGACUGUGACCCCGUCACCGGGCAGUGCCGCUGUGUGGAUGGCUACACGGGGCCCACGUGCCAGCAAGGUGGCCCCCUCCAGCUCCCCGAGAUCCCGUCCUCAACCCCAAGCCCAGUCCCUCACAGGCCAGCAGCCGGACUCCGCAGCAGGGCAGAGAAGCACUAGCACAGAGGCAGCCCCGCCGAGGCCCGCCUCCCGGGGGCUGUCACGGGGCCCCGGGGCCUUCGGUGAUGACUGAGGAGGGACGCUCAUGGGCCAGGACCCCCGCCCCACCUCGCCUCUGAGGGCUGUGGACAGCCAUGCAGCCACUUGCUCUGCAAGGACCAUCUGGCCUUGAGAACGGAGACCCCACUGGGUCCAGCUCUGCACAGCCCAGGCGAGGGGACAGGCUGGACCGCACUGGCCGUCUGCGCUGGGAGGCUCUGCCCCUCCGGCCACGCUGGGUUGGGACUCGGGCAGAUGUGCGCACAGGUGCAGGCGAGGGGCCCCUGCCUUCCGAGCAAGUUCUUUGGUGCUAGGCCCUGGGACUACUGCAGCUCGCCUGUUUACCGAGAAGUGUCGCCAGCCAAAUUUAUGUGACGGUAUUUAUGUGCAGCUGCACACGCUGCCGCUGCCCUGGGUGCUGGAAGGCGGCCCGUGCCCCGCCCCGCCUCUGGAAGACCUGACUCGGGACUUGGGGGCCCAGAGGGUGUCUGGGAGGGGACUCCGGCACCUCGUGAAGUCCAGGAAGUUAAGAAAGGUGGCCACUCUCUUGA
Pteropus alecto (black flying fox) is the source of this 5066-nucleotide messenger RNA. RefSeq names its product multiple EGF like domains 6 (gene MEGF6). The transcript is spliced from 35 exons. The coding region runs from base 1 to 4476 and encodes 1491 amino acids. The record is from RefSeq and is a predicted model, not a curated record. Lineage: Eukaryota; Metazoa; Chordata; Mammalia; Chiroptera; Pteropodidae. Gene Ontology annotation, molecular function: calcium ion binding.